AAGCCAUGGGUACCUGGGGGCUCUCCCAGCUGCGGGCACCGCUGCUCCUGCUGUUGUUGCUGCUGCCAGUGGCCAGCGCCUCGGAGGCUGAGCACCGUCUGUUUGAGAGGCUGUUUGAAGACUACAAUGAGAUCAUCCGGCCCGUGGCCAACGUGUCCGACCCGGUCAUCAUCCAAUUUGAAGUGUCCAUGUCUCAGCUGGUGAAGGUGGAUGAAGUCAAUCAGAUCAUGGAGACCAACCUGUGGCUGAAACAAAUCUGGAACGACUACAAGCUGAAGUGGAACCCCUCUGACUACGACGGGGCAGAGUUCAUGCGUGUCCCUGCGCAGAAGAUCUGGAAGCCAGACAUCGUGCUGUAUAACAAUGCUGUGGGGGAUUUCCAGGUGGAUGACAAGACCAAAGCCUUACUCAAGUACACAGGAGAAGUGACGUGGAUCCCUCCGGCCAUCUUUAAGAGCUCCUGCAAAAUCGACGUGACCUACUUCCCGUUUGAUUACCAAAACUGCACCAUGAAGUUUGGCUCCUGGUCCUAUGACAAAGCGAAAAUCGAACUGGUCCUGAUUGGCUCCUCCAUGAAUCUCAAGGACUACUGGGAGAGUGGUGAGUGGGCCAUCAUCUGGGCCCCAGGCUACAAGCACGACAUCAAGUACAACUGCUGCGAGGAGAUCUACCAGGACAUCACGUACUCCCUCUACAUCCGGCGCCUGCCCCUCUUCUACACCAUCAACCUCAUCAUCCCCUGCCUGCUCAUCUCCUUCCUCACGGUGCUCGUCUUCUACCUGCCCUCCGACUGUGGUGAGAAGGUGACACUCUGCAUCUCGGUCCUCCUCUCCUUGACGGUCUUCCUCCUGGUGAUCACCGAGACCAUCCCGUCCACCUCUCUGGUCAUCCCCCUGAUCGGCGAGUACCUCCUGUUCACCAUGAUCUUUGUCACCCUGUCCAUUGUCAUCACCGUCUUUGUGCUCAAUGUGCACUACAGGACCCCCACCAUGCACACCAUGCCCCUGUGGGUGAAGACCGUCUUCCUCAACUUGCUUCCCAGGGUCAUGUUCAUGACCAGGCCAGCCGCCAACGAGGAGCACGCUCAGAAACCGAGGCCCCUCUACAGCGCCGAGCUCUCCAACAUGAAUUGUUUCAGGGGCACUGAGGCCAAGGGCUGCAAGGACGGCUAUCCCUGCAGGGACAGGCUGUGCGGCGUCUGCCACCACCGCCGGAUCAAGAUCUCAAACUUCAGCGCCAACCUCACGAGAAGCUCCAGCUCCGAGUCUGUCGAGGCCACGCUCUCCCUCUCUUCUUUGUCGCCAGAAAUCAAAGAAGCGGUUGAAAGUGUUAAAUAUAUUGCUGAAAAUAUGAAGGCACAAAACGAAGCCAAGGAGAUUCAAGAUGACUGGAAGUACGUUGCCAUGGUGAUUGACCGCAUCUUUCUGUGGGUCUUCAUCCUGGUGUGCAUUUUAGGGACAGCAGGAUUGUUUCUGCAGCCUUUGAUGGCCAGGGAUGACAUGUAAGCACCAAACCACCCAGGGGCCGGAAGGAGCGUGGGAGAGGGCUGUUACUGAAGACACUUCCCAUGAUGAGACUCUGUUUCUGGCAUCUCAAGGUUUACCUGUUGUCCAGUUGUCUUGGUUUCUGUCAAACAAACAAAGCCAUGCAAGAAAAAAGUCAGUAUUUACUGUGGAUAAAUGAAUAGUUAGUGUUUUUAAUACAGUGAAGAAUGAAAAACAAUUUCCAAAUAUAAAUCUUCCACAGUAUGCUGUGCCAAGGGACAGAAAAAAAUGGGUAAUUAUUAAAACUGCUCCCAAAACACCUCCUCCCCCCACCCCAUUUUGUAGUGGUUGAUACAUACAAACAAGCAUAGGAAAUCUAGUUGCUCCAAAAUGUGAAACUUAUUUGGCCAGGAUUUCAGAUUUCCCAAUGAGCUUUCUUAGGUAGCUCUUAGUCUUUUUAAAGUACCACUCCCCACCCCACGACCAGUUGUCACCAUGAAUUUCAUGUUCAGGGGUAAGAGAGAGCUCAAUUACUCAUUCUUACAUACUUCUAGAUAAUUCUGCCAUGUGAAAUGAUGCCUAAUCAUAGUCACACAUUGGUGUUAGUGGACUCUUAAAGCAGAGUUUCUGCUGAAGCACUGUUGGCAUCCGGGGCCAGGUGAUUCUUCAUUGUGAGAGGUGGGGGUAGGCGGUAGGCCCUUUAGCAGCACCCAGGGAGCCAUGGUGGU
This is a messenger RNA of Echinops telfairi (small Madagascar hedgehog), 2212 nucleotides long. It is a transcript of the gene CHRNA3, whose product is annotated as cholinergic receptor nicotinic alpha 3 subunit. NCBI's taxonomy places the organism in Eukaryota, Metazoa, Chordata, Mammalia, Afrosoricida, Tenrecidae. Gene Ontology annotation, cellular component: neuron projection; synapse; postsynaptic membrane. Gene Ontology annotation, molecular function: transmembrane signaling receptor activity; acetylcholine-gated monoatomic cation-selective channel activity. Bases 6 to 1505 code for a protein of 499 amino acids. Gene Ontology annotation, biological process: regulation of membrane potential; monoatomic ion transmembrane transport; signal transduction. The record is from RefSeq and is a predicted model, not a curated record. The transcript is spliced from 6 exons.